AUGUGGGCCUAUCGCUUUGUGAAACACCUUCCAAAAGACCUAAAUUUACGCUCAGCCAAGCAAAGGACGAAAGAAUCUAAACGCAUACAGUUAGAAGAUGCUGGCUUUCUUGUUCACUGGUACCCUCAGCUUGAAAUUUUGCUACAAGAAAUCCCCGCGCAGCUAGUCUACAACUUUGAUGAGCGUGGUUUUCGUCCUGGUUGCAAGACAGACCACUCAGAAACCAUGUUCUGGCCGCAUGUGUGGUCGUGGGAGCUAGCGGUGCUGUGGUUUGUUUAG
Penicillium soppii is the source of this 279-nucleotide messenger RNA. RefSeq names its product transposase. Lineage: Eukaryota; Fungi; Ascomycota; Eurotiomycetes; Eurotiales; Aspergillaceae. The record is from RefSeq and is a predicted model, not a curated record. The coding region runs from base 1 to 279 and encodes 92 amino acids. The transcript has 2 exons.